Molecule: messenger RNA, 1587 nt
Organism: Sparassis crispa
Lineage: Eukaryota; Fungi; Basidiomycota; Agaricomycetes; Polyporales; Sparassidaceae
Exons: 7
Coding region: 1-1587 (528 amino acids)
Biological process (GO): SCF-dependent proteasomal ubiquitin-dependent protein catabolic process
Cellular component (GO): SCF ubiquitin ligase complex
Source: RefSeq, a predicted model, not a curated record
AUGCAACCCGGAAAGCGUUCUGCAAAAUUUGAAAAACGUUCUGCCCCUCCUACGAAACGUCGCAGAACAAAUCCACACCCAGCAGCCGAGGAAGAGGACUUGCUGACACCACAAGCACAGGCAAACGCGCCCUCAGCUUCAGCACUGAGCACCAGAGUUCUCCCACCCACUCAUGUCCUCCCACUCACCACCUUAUGUAUUCGCGUCUUUGCGGAUAAUCUCCGCGGGCUGGCCCAGAAUCCUACCGCUUGGGAAGCGAGUCGCCCAUAUCUGAAGCUUCUCCCGGAUGCGCUGGUUUCUAGAGUCUUUGCAGCAUUGAAGGCGACAUCGUCGGCCCUCCUCAGUCAUGCAUUCAUCGUUGCUUAUUUCCUGCGCGGUGACUCAAUAAUACUAGACAGCAGCCUUCCCGGUAUCAGGAAGGCCACUCUCUCCGCCAUAUCUGAAUCUACUUCUAGGGAGACGCUGCGCGAACUGAGUUUGAGUGGAUUUGACAAGGAAACAGACAAUCUCUUUGCAUCUGUCGUAUCCAAACUUCCCUCUCUACAGGUCCUUGUCUUACGAUUUUGUGCCAAAGUGGGCUCAAAAACCGUCGAAGCAGCCGCAAAGAACUGCCCACACCUCUCAGUAGUCAAUCUGAACUACACUGCGGUCACUCCUCUGUCCUUGGUGCCCCUCAUCACCGCUUGUAGAGAUCUCGAGGUGCUCAAGUUGGCUGGUAUUACACACUGGAACGACACAGCGGUCACCAAGCUGUGGAAUGCGCUAGGGGGGGACGAUAAUCUGCAAAAUUUUCAACUGCGGAAACUGCGCACGUUGAAUGUUCGCCAGAACUUUCUCAGCGAUCUUUCCCUGACCACACUUUUGUCUCUAUGUCCCAAUCUGACACGUGUGGAUCUCUCGUUCACCGUCGUUCGAAAUCCUGCAGCAUUGCUCGAGGGAAAGACCCUGGAGAAGCUGUCGUUAACAUCUACAAUGACGUCCAUUGUUGACUUGGUGGCUGUUGUCCCUGGAUUCACGGAACUGAAGACAUUGAAUAUCGGCGCCUUGGGGGGCGGGCAAGGCACACGAACAGCAGCCUUCUCCAAUGCCACGGCGAUGACUCUCACUGAUCAAGGGCUCUGCGAUCUCACCGAUGCCUUGGUUAAUUGCGUCAAUCUGGAGCGUGUUAGUCUGGUGGGCAACACUAAGUUGGGCAUGACUGGUAGACGAGACAGCGCAGUGGCCUAUUUCAUCCGUCAAGUAGGCAGGAAUUGCAAAUACCUGAACUUUGCUAACAUAUCCUCGCUACGUUCCUCUGAUCUGGAGGGACUUCUGUCCGAAAGUAUAGACGAGGGUCCUUGCCCCCUCACAGUAUUACAUCUGAACAACACCGCGGUCGAUGACGACGCUGCUCCAUAUAUUUCUAGUUGCUCAUCACUGAGAACACUCGCACUAGCGGGCACGAAAUUCACAAGCGCAGGACUUUUCCCCAUCAUAGAUGCAUGUCCAAUGCUUGAGGAGCUAGACCUCACAAGUUGUCGAGGCGUGAGCGUUGUCGACCGCAGACGUUUUUUCGAGGUUUGGGACGAAAAGUGGAAGAAUAAAUGA